Messenger RNA from Trichoplusia ni (cabbage looper), 1096 nucleotides. RefSeq lists its product as uncharacterized. Bases 260 to 847 code for a protein of 195 amino acids. The transcript has 5 exons. The record is from RefSeq and is a predicted model, not a curated record. NCBI's taxonomy places the organism in Eukaryota, Metazoa, Arthropoda, Insecta, Lepidoptera, Noctuidae.
AUUUAUGAAAUUGAUUAAGCAGCCGUGACAAGUGUUACGUCAUAUUUGUUGUUAUAUGUUAUUUUUAAUUUGUGUAACCUUCAAAAUCUUCAGUGCUAUGUGAACUAAUUGGUAUAUUCAAUUUAACAACACCAAUCCUUUGCAUAUGCUAACAGUUUCAUAAUUACAUAAUAUUGAGUACAUUUUACAGCACCUUUCUCUGCCCGGACACAAACAAACAGAAUUCAAGUGACAUUAGGUCGAAGAACACAGUGCUGUAAUGACUAGCGAGGUACAUUGCGAUAUUUGCAAGAAUAAUCCUAAGAGUCAUCCGUUACCGGCUGGGAUCGACACGCUUUCAAAGCCCGGGGUUCAAGAGAACAAGGACAACAGCACUUGGAGGCGGCAGUGCGGCUGCAUCAAGACCAGUGACAAGCUCAGACACAUUCUGAACUCAUUCCCGGCGCCGCCGCCGCCCUCGCCCGCGCCUCUUUGUACAGUCGCACAGAACGCGAUUGAUAAGACAUGCGGUUACUGCUACUCAUCGGCACUCGUCGAUAAAACGUACAUACAGUCGACGGACAAAUUUGAUUGCGCGUCAGGAAAAAAGUGUAACAGCAAAUCGUGGCAAGUGGUUGGCGAGCUGGUCCAGCUCGUGCAACUGUCGGUGACGGCGACGGCGCUGGCUCUGUACUACCUCAUCUAUUGUUACAUGCAGCUGGUCUACUACACGCUCAGGAGCGCUCUUUACUUCCACAACGCUGAUGGACCCAUGAAAAUAACGAUUGGAGUAGUCACGGUGACGUCACUUGUUGUCGGCUUCAACCUGAUGCUACGGAUGGAGAGGAUCCUCGGAAUACUUUACUAAAUUUCUAUUGUAUAUAGCAAUUACUUCAACAAAAAUGUAAAAUAAAGAAUGACAAAUUAUUACGCAAAAGUAACAAAACAAAGUAAUGUAAGUUGGUAAUAAAAUAAAAUUACUUUUUAGGUUAAUAUUCAUAGCCGACAUGAAAAUAGGAAAAAACGUUUUGUUGCAUUUGUACCAAAGUGGUCAAGUCAUUGUUACUUCACUAAUUUAUUACAAACAUUGUGUUGUCAAUAAACCAUGUAAGUCAGA